CAGAGCAGCCAGCUCCUGGGCGGAGGUCACUCUGCUGGCACCCUGCCUUGGUUUCCCCACUUUCGGGGCUCCCUCACUCACUCAAGCUACCCAACAAACUCUUCUCUGGUUCAGCUACUGCCCUGCUCCCCAGGCGGGUUUUUUAAAAGAACAAAACCAUUUCCUAAAACAAAGUUUCUUAAAAUCCCCAUCAAGUCUGCACUCCCCAUCUUUCCUGUGAUGACGGGGGUGGAGGGGUGUCACCCAGGCUGUCCCUGCCUGCAGCCUCUUUCUGAAGACUCAGGACUCCCUACGGGGAGCCUACUCACUACCCACCUCACCCUAGUUCUCUCUCCCUGGGCUGCCCCCUCCGUGCAGUUCCCUGCUGUUCUUUAUCAGGGAACCAGCCCCUCCCGACUCAGCUGGUUCUACUGAUUAAUCGCCACACCCCAUCCCAGGUGUGACAGGCAGGGCUAAUUAGAUGGGUCAUACAGGCCUGGUCCAGCUCUUAAAAGGCCAGGCUGCCCCAGCACAGUGCAGAAGAAUCCAAUGCCUUCAGGGUUCCUGGGCAGAGAAGUGGAAAGCCCAGAGCGGGCGGAGGCAGGCAGCCAUGACAGUCUCCUACACGCUGAAGGUGGCCAAUGCCCAGUUCGGGGGCUUCUCCAAGCUGCUCUUCAGGUGGAAGGGGAGCAUCUACAAACUGCUCUACAAGGAGUUCCUUGUCUUUGUCAUGCUGUACGCGAUGCUGAGCAUCACUUACCGGCGGCUGCUGACUGAAGAGCAGAAGCGGGUCUAUGUGAAAGUGGCUCAGUACUGCAACCGCUCCACGGACCUCAUCCCCAUGUCCUUCGUCCUGGGUUUUUACGUCACGCUGAUCGUGAACCGGUGGUGGGCUCAGUACACCAGCAUCCCGCUGCCUGACCAGCUGAUGUGCGUCAUCUCCAGCACCGUCCACGGGAAGGAUGAAAAGGGGAGGAUCCUGCGGCGCUCGCUCAUCCGUUACGCCAACUUAUCCUCCGUGCUCAUCCUGCGCUCUGUCAGCACCAGGGUGCUCAAGAGGUUUCCAACCAUGGACCAUUUGGUAGAAGCAGGCUUCAUGACACAGGAAGAGCGCAAGAAGUUUGAGAGCCUCCACUCGGACUUUAACAAGUACUGGAUCCCCUGCGUGUGGUUCACCAACCUGGCUGCCCAGGCGAGGCGAGACGGGCGGGUCAGGGACGACGUGGCCCUCCGCUUACUCAUAGAUGAGCUGAAUCUGUACCGUGCCAAAUGCAGCAUGUUGUUCCACUACGACUGGAUCAGCAUCCCACUGGUGUACACACAGGUAGUCACAAUCGCUGUCUAUUCCUUCUUCGCCUUCUGUGUGAUCGGGCGGCAGUUUCUGGAGCCCCUGGACCCAGAGCAGGAUCAGGACCGGGAUCUGGAUCUGUACGUCCCUCUGACCACCCUCCUGCAGUUCUUCUUCUAUGCCGGCUGGCUGAAGGUCGCAGAACAGAUCAUUAACCCAUUUGGAGAGGAUGACGAUGACUUUGAAACUAACAAGCUGAUCGACAGGAACUUGCAGGUGUCCCUGCUCUCCGUGGAUGACAUGUACCAGAACCUGCCUCUGACAGGGAAGGACAAAUACUGGAAUGAAUCCACAGCUCAGCCGCCUUACACCAUUGCCACAGCUGCCGAGACCUUGAAGCCCUCCUUCCUGGGAUCCACCUUCGAUAUGCGGAUGAGCGACGACCCGGAGCAGAGCCAGCAGGUGGAGGCCUCACCCAGCCUGCCCCGCAUGCACACGCCCUUGCUCAACCGCUUCCUGACCGCAGCCGCCUCCCCCGCCGUCAGCCUGAAGAAUUUCGGGAGGAGCAACCGGGCCCACCACCACCUUUUGCGUCUGAGGGGCGAGGGCGGCUUCCCCUCUCCCAACCCCCGCCGCGGCGAGGACCCCGAAUUGGUGGGCCGCAUCGAGGAGGAAGAGACGGAAGAUGAGGCCAGCGAGCCCCCCACACCCGGCACCCGCCUCAAGGUACCCAGCCGGCUGGAAGCCUCACAGGGGCCUCGGAAGGAGAACCCCCAGAUCCGAGUGAGGCAGCCCUCCGACGAGAGCAUCGACAUUGACCAGUCGGCUGCCUAGAGGCAGCAAGCUCAGCGUGCCUCGUCACUCCACUCUCAGUGCGAGCUGCGCCCCCGGCAUCUGCCCUCUAGGCCUGGCAGCUCUUGGGAUAGUGCCGCCAGCUAAGGGCCUGAUCCAAAACCCACUGAAAUAAAGGGAAAGACUCCCCCUGGCUCAGUGGGCAUUGGAGCAGGUCCCUAGGGCCAGAAGCCAGACUGGAGUGAUGAGCUCAAAUGCAGCAAAGGGUUCGAUAAGGAUCAUGCUCUACAGAAAGCCCCAUCGCCAGUUCCCCAUCACAUCCCUCCGGUUGCCACAGCCCAACUGUUAGAUUCAGUGGGUGACAAAGAACCAAACUGAGGGACACAGGAGAAAUAUUCAUACCGGAAACUUAAAAUGCUGCGAGACACUUCCCAUGAGGGUAAAUAAAUCUCUCCCUAGCCUCAGCUGUGUGAUCCUUUGUUGCGGAUGUCAAUCGUUUUCAACAAUACAAACUCAGGGACAUCAAAUGUGUGUGGCACACAGGGAUCAGUCAGGCUAAAAUAAGACGGGCAAGAGGGAUUCUUGUCUGAAUCAUUCAGUCUUUCAGCUGGAGCCAUCAUUUGACUGACUUGCGCCUCCCUCACGCCUGCCUAGGCAUUUGUUAGGUUUGAGAGGGUAAGGUCAGAAGGGACCACUAUCUAGCAUGAGCACAUGCACCCGCCCACUAGCCUCACAACCAAAACGAGACUAAACGAUUACAGCCCACAGAUCGUAUUACAUGAUAUUUAAAAACAAACUUUUUAACCUGGUUUAAGCGAUUUGGCGUUUUUGUAAUGGGAUGAUGUAGUGAUCAGAACAAGUUCCAUGAAAAUCACACAGUGAUCACGGAUGAGAAAUCAAGCCUUCAAAAUUUGGAAAUGCAAAGUUCAGGAUGAAAAUCCUCCCCUCCCCCCGAGCUUAAAAUGGGCUAUUUUUCUAGCAUACAGCAUGGAAUACCCACCCCCCAAACCACAUAUCACUACACAGGUGAUAUGGCAGAGUCUUCUAAUGGGAUUUUGUAAAGUCUCAAUGAAAUCUACAAAAAACAAGCCAUGUUUGAAGAAAACUG
This is a messenger RNA of Mauremys mutica (yellowpond turtle), 3167 nucleotides long. It is a transcript of the gene BEST4, whose product is annotated as bestrophin 4. Gene Ontology annotation, molecular function: chloride channel activity. The record is from RefSeq and is a predicted model, not a curated record. The transcript is spliced from 10 exons. The coding region runs from base 461 to 2101 and encodes 546 amino acids. NCBI's taxonomy places the organism in Eukaryota, Metazoa, Chordata, Testudines, Geoemydidae.